AUGUGCACCAACGUACACAUACGAGGCCCCUGCUACUGCGGCACCAACAACGGCCAAUACGUCGAGUUAGGCGUCAAACUCGAAAAAUGCAAAUAUGUAGAACUAGGCAAUGUCCAUGAUAAAUAUUUCGUGUAUGGGAUAACAUAUAUGAUUCAGGGUAGAUGUGGGAAUUGUAUUGUUAUUGCUGAGGAGAAGGAGAGGGUGGAGGUGCAGAGGAGGGAGAGGGAGAGGGUGGAGGCGGAGAGGAGGGAGGUGGAGAGGAGGGAGAAGGAUCAGAGGGAUGCUUCGGCUGAGGAGUUUAGGGAGUUGGCUGUACGGACGAUUAUGAAGUUUUGA
Messenger RNA from Sclerotinia sclerotiorum 1980 UF-70, 336 nucleotides. RefSeq lists its product with no specific name. The record is from RefSeq and is a predicted model, not a curated record. Lineage: Eukaryota; Fungi; Ascomycota; Leotiomycetes; Helotiales; Sclerotiniaceae. The transcript has a single exon. Bases 1 to 336 code for a protein of 111 amino acids.